This is a messenger RNA of Micropterus dolomieu (smallmouth bass), 1138 nucleotides long. Its product is annotated as interferon alpha-inducible protein 27-like protein 2. The record is from RefSeq and is a predicted model, not a curated record. The transcript is spliced from 5 exons. Gene Ontology annotation, cellular component: membrane; mitochondrion. Bases 73 to 684 code for a protein of 203 amino acids. Gene Ontology annotation, biological process: apoptotic signaling pathway. NCBI's taxonomy places the organism in Eukaryota, Metazoa, Chordata, Actinopteri, Centrarchiformes, Centrarchidae.
GAAGAAACGAAACCUAACACAGCUAUAUAAACCAGCACAGUUCAGUGUUCAUCAUAACACGAAAGGACAACAAUGGAUCCUGUCAGUGUUUCAGUCACUGCAAUCGCCAUGGGAGCAGGAGCAGUAGUUACGGUGGUCGCAGCUCCUGUUGCUCUUGGGGUUGCAGGUUUCACCUCAGCCGGAAUAGCAGCAGGCUCCAUAGCUGCUAAAAUGAUGUCGGUUGCUGCAGUUGCUAACGGAGGAGGAGUGGCUGCAGGCAGUUUAGUGGCUACUUUGCAGGCAUUAGGUGCUGCUGGUCUGUCAGGAACUGCCACUGCAGCUGUGGCCGGCGUUGGAGCAGCAGUUGGAGCAGCAGGCUCCUACGCUGCCAGCAUGAUGUCUGCUGCUGCAGUUGCAAAUGCAGGAGCGGCGGCUGCAGGAGGUGCAGCUGGUCUGUCAGGAGCUGCCACUGCAGCUGUGGCCGGCACUGGAGUAACAGUUGGAGCAGCAGUGGGAUGGAUGGCUAGCUUCAUCAGAAAAUCACGGAAUGUCAGUCAGGAUCUAGCACAGGAGCAGCAGCAGCUAGAGUAUCAGCAAGAGCAGCAGUCACAGCAUCAGCUAGAGCAGCAACUGGAGCGGCAGUGGGAGGAGCAGUGGGAGGAGCAGCUGGAGCAGAAGCUGGAGCAGAAGCUGAAGCAGCAGUGAAAGGAGCAGUAGGGUGGCUUGCAAACUUCAUCAGAUGAAAAUCAUGAAGGGAAAAGAUGAAUAACAAUAUUUUUUACUUUUGCUAAAUGAAGGAGGCAAUCGCAAUAUAUGAAUUUACUUAGUAUACAGCAUAAUUCAUACUUCCUGACCAAGGUCGGCUGCUCCAGGUGGAAACAACAGAGAGAGUGAGAGAGAGUCGUAGCGCUUAUUGGCGCUGUACAGUGCCAGAAAGACUAAUGAAGGCAAUGAAAAAGACAUAAAAGUUGAGAACAUUUGUCAUAAAUCAGGAGAAAUUCGAGAAAUCGGGAGAAUUGUGACCCAGGGAGGAAACCGGGAGAGGGCAAUGAAAAACAGGAGCGUCCCAUGAAAAUCAGGAGGUUUGUCAAGUAUGUUUUUUUAUUUAAUCUCAGACAACCGAAAUAUGCAGUGCAAUAAAUCUAAAACCUGUAAAAGA